Messenger RNA from Malania oleifera, 558 nucleotides. RefSeq lists its product as uncharacterized. Lineage: Eukaryota; Viridiplantae; Streptophyta; Magnoliopsida; Santalales; Ximeniaceae. The record is from RefSeq and is a predicted model, not a curated record. The coding region runs from base 1 to 558 and encodes 185 amino acids. The transcript is spliced from 3 exons.
AUGGAUCCCAGGGACAAUAACGCUAUCGCUAGAGGGAGUAGCAGUGAGGGAAUUGCCCAUGAGGGUGGUAGUGAUUCUACAAUGGUGCUUCGGGACUUCGCCCAACUCUUUAUGGCUGAGGUUAUGCAGAGUUUUCGGGUUCACUCUCCUGAAGCCUCCUACCUUCGCGGGAAGUACCGACUUGAUUCUUGCGGAGAAUUGGAUUUAGGAAAUCGAAAAGAUCUUGGCUGUAUUGCGAUUACUAAUGAGAAGAAGGUGCUCUAUGCCACAUUUAAGCUGACUGGAGAGGUCGAGAGAUGGAAAGCAAAGGCAAAGAAGUUCCUGAACCUAACUCGGGGACAGCUGACUAUUCAGCAGUACACCGCCCGAUUUGUGGAGUUAUCACGUUUUGCUUCCUAUAUGGUACCUGACGAGUUCACAAAGGCUUGGAAGUUCGAGAGGGGUCUAAGGCAGGAUAUUUUAAAGCAAGUGGCUGUCUUGCAGGUGCAAGUUUUUUCUACACUGGUGGAUAAGGCCACUGUGGCAGAGACGAGUCUACAGGGAGAUAUGGAGGUUUAG